AUCAUACAGGAGCCCGAACCUCGAUACUAUGCGAGACCUUUGGAACCGAGCGAAGGCUGACGCUUUGAAACGAGCAGACAGAGCAUCUGGGUGGGGCAAGGAUUACCGACAGAAAUUCGACGACAUCGGCUACAUUUCGGACGCAAUGCUGAGCGUGUUCUGUUGGACGUCCGGGAGAGCCAACUAGACGGUGUCAGCGAUCUUUUCGCCUGAUUCUGCUGCACGUACUUCCGUGUCGUGAUGUCGCUCCAUGCUGGUACUGCGGACGCCUGGCGUUGAUAUUUAUAAGAGGGAAGCUAGGCAUAAGUGAUAGAAUAAUUGGUGAAGGGUGUCAAUUAUUUGAGUAUGGACGUCCUUCGGAAGGGAUUCGCUGGGAUCCAUCUGGGACUGUCAUCGGAUGCUUCUCCAUCCCUCAAAAGCUCUAACUUGCCUUCGAUGGGCGAGCUAGUGGCCAGAUUGGAGCCGUAUGCUGCUCCUGGGAUCUGGCCUAGGUGGAUUCCUUAAGUCUCCCAUAGUCUAUCUGUCUAUCCUCGGAAUAUUUCGCAUGUCUUGAAAUCUUAGAAGCUAGCACGAAAAAAGUAAAGAAUCUAGUAGAGAUUAGGUUGGACAAGUCUGAAGUUUAUAAAUCUUUUAGAAAUCUUUUAGAAAUCUUUCAGGUGUCACGUCUUUGAGCUUAAACAUAAGCAGGCGGCGCGUUUGGGUAGGCUUCGAAACGCUUCAAAAAUGAAGCAUUUUUAUAGCAAAAUCAUAACGGAUUCCCAUUCCCAUAGUACACGAAGCGCCGGAGGUGGAGCACUUUUGAAGUAUAAGUGAGCUAAUCGGAAGUAGUAUCUGGAUUCUAUAUAAAGACCAAAGAGCGAAGCCAUUUAGCAUAUUUUCUUCAAUCAGUAUCAGAGACUGCCGAUAUUGGCCCCACUCUUAAGAGAGGACACAUCAAGCAAGUAGCCUCAGAGAUAGACUAGGUGCCCGCUUAUAGCUAUAAGAACAACGCGCGCCCGAUCGUGUCUAGGUGACGAGACACGACAGAAACCAGCGCGCUACCCUAUGCCCUGGCUUUUCUUGUCACCAAGAUCAUGAUGAAGAGAUCGCGGGACUUUCUGCGCGGCAGAUCAUCGACAUCAAGUCGUUUUUUGCAGUCGGCUAGGCUACUGACAGAUCGCUGGUCUUUCGUUCGUGUGGGUCGUCGUUUUAUAAGUCAGGAGCGCCGGCGCUCAUCGUAGUUUUUUCCGUUGCUGUUGAUCAAUAUUACAGCAGAUCGCUAGGCUAUCAGUCGUGUGGGUUUCUUCGGAUCGUGCUGCGCUCGUUGUGUCGCCCAUUCUAAUUAAGAGCCUACUUACAUGCGAGGCUACUUGUUUGAUGUCCGCAAUUUUCUAACAACCAACUCGUUCCGCAGCAGGGAAAAAGGCCGAGAACUACGCCUCCUCUCCGUUUUGGUCCCCAUAGAUCUGAGCAGGAAGAUCGUUCUAGUCUAACCUCCUGGACCUACAUCACAUCAAUCACUACAACAGAAUGCCGGCUGCUGCUGGUGCUGCUGCUGCUAAUGCAGCUCACGCAGCAAAUGCCAUGGGUGCAGCGCGCGACAGUUACGCCGCUUGGUUGCACAACUUGCCGCCCGCCGAAAUCAAGUGCAAGAAGAUCGCGGAAGAAGCAGCAACUCCAGCGGUGCUAUUGAUGUCCCUCGUUGUUGUCGCCCUAGGUGUUAGAGCAACUGUUUUCAUCGAUGAGAAACUGACGAGAUUCCUGCAAAGUAGCAAGUUUUUAAGACUUGCGCUCUUAUCAGGUUUUUUAUGUUGUUCGCUAGGUUCUUUUUACUUGAAUGGUAGACCUAUCUCAGAAAGUAGCAAACUCGGAAAACUUGCAAAAUGUUGACACAUCUCUGACUUAUUCACUUAUUGAGAGAAUUCUGAGUCAAUCUAUUUAAUUAGAUUUAGAAGGAAGGAACUAGCUGAAGCGCAGUACGCAAACCAGUGGAGUUACUUAAGUUCUCUGCUGUUCUUGAUUCGAAUGGACAUAGCACAUGACUGCAGCUACCUCCAUAAGAUUCGCGACUUUUUCUUAAUUGUUGUCUCUGGUACUCCCCGUCGAUUUCUUUCGUUCUCACCACUACAGACCGCAGCGAACUUGAGCAAAAUUGCGCAGCUCUGCAAGGAAACCAAGACGCAGAUGCCUUCUGCUAACGUCCAGGCGCUCCUCCUGGCGAAGGAUGCAGAUUGCCCCUAUCCUACUGCUUUGGAUCUGUGCAUGACGAUGGCCACGGGUGAAGGUCUCUGGGGCCAGAUCGAUAACUGCAUAGAGACUUCUGCGCAGAGAUUCUUCACCUGUCUGAUAUUGCCACUCUCUUCAUGAUCAUGGUGGUACUUUCGUGCACUUCUGUCAUCGUUUUGGCAUUCUGAUGCUUGUAAAAGUGUUUAGGUGUAGUUCUUGAACUGUAGGGCAGUGCCUUGCUUCAAUCAUUUCAAACACGAUAAAGAAAUGUAGUGACGUCUUUGGUGAAUUUGCUUCAUCCGACUAGUUUCGUUGGUCACUUCCUCAUCUCUUCGAUGUAUGGCGUAGCAUUUCAGUGGGGAGGGGAAUUGUUUCAAUGUCAUGGCGAUGGUUUCGGGAUCUACGACCUUCGGCGACUUCGCUCAUGGGUUUAAAUAAGUCAACAACUUCAGAGAUUUCAGAUGUCAGUAUCGCAGAGAUCUCUGCCGACCUCAGCUGAGGCCGACAGGUGGCAAGGUUCUCGCUCUUAGCAGUUGCCUCAAUAAGAUAAAGCGUGUGGCUUAAAUGUUGUGCAUUAGAUGUGGGCACCUUCUUGAUUUCAAUCGUUUUUGAUCUUUUCCGCGGUAGGAGGCGUUGGCAUAUAGCAAAGGAAAAAGCACAAGAAGCGUAGCGAUGUGAUUUAUUUGCUUAACUUGUACGCACACACUAAAAGGCCCUUCUGGAGCGCCGUCGGCGCAGUUUUGUCAUUCAAUCACUACAAGAGAUGCAGCGAAUAAAUAAGCUUCACGUCUGAAGUGCUUGAAUAUCAUAAGAAUGCCACUGAGAUGGAAAAUCUUUAGCCGCUCGCGGUUUAUUCUACGAACUAAGCAGAACUACUUGGGUUCCGACAUGUGUAAGGGAUAUGUGUCGGGAUUAAAAGCGCGGGGAUGUCGAUACUCGGGACACAUUUCAGAUUAUACCAUAAGAAUGCGACGCACUUGAGUUGUGAAGUUUGAAAGGCAUCGAAAGGCCAUCAGUUGAAACAUGACGACAGCACUACCUGCAACCACAACGGACACGAAAUGAGCAGAGAUGAUGAAUGGCCAGGCUUGGCCUGCUCGUGAACAUACUAGAAAAAUGGAAAAGAUUAAAGAUGUAAAGCAGGUUGACCAGCCUCGUGUCCCUCACUGGUGGCGAGCGCCAAUGCCUCCAGCAGGAUUGGGUAGCAUGAGAGCGAACACGCGGGGGGUUCGGGGUCGGGUCUAAGACGAUUAAGACGAG
Amoebophrya sp. A25 is the source of this 3465-nucleotide messenger RNA. NCBI's taxonomy places the organism in Eukaryota, Dinophyceae, Syndiniales, Amoebophryaceae. The record is from the annotation of a GenBank genome assembly.